Messenger RNA from Bradysia coprophila, 1989 nucleotides. RefSeq names its product solute carrier family 60 member 1-like. Gene Ontology annotation, molecular function: D-glucose transmembrane transporter activity. The record is from RefSeq and is a predicted model, not a curated record. NCBI's taxonomy places the organism in Eukaryota, Metazoa, Arthropoda, Insecta, Diptera, Sciaridae. Gene Ontology annotation, biological process: transmembrane transport.
AAUCAUUGGUGGGUUGGGUAUUAGAAACAAAAACAAAACAAAGUGCGAUUAGUAUGCUAAAACAGAGCCAAGGGAAAAAAGUGUAAAUGUAAUUGAUACUAUUUAUGAUAAGAAUAGACAACUAAUUUAUUGUUUUAUCAAAACUUUCAGUUAUUUGUCUAUUUUAAUGUUCGUGUUCGUCAGUUUGGAAUUUUCAUUAAGUAAAAUUUUCUGAUUUUUUUGUUUUGUUUGAAUAGUCAAUGAAUUAAAUUAACUUCACAGUCCGAGAUUCAGUCCAAAUCUGAUUGAAUUUUCAUCAGCAAGUGGCAAGAGAUUGUCUUCGUAGAGAGAAAUGAUUUGAUAUUUUUGGACGCUUUACGGAGUUGAUGUUCUACAGAUUUUAUUUUAUUUGACAUGUUGGCUGGAUCAACAACAUAAACGACAACAUUUUAUGAUUGGAUGGCAUUUACAUUAUCGCGUUAAGUCUUGGGGAUUUUGGUUCUUUAGUGUCUUUUAAAGCACUCACUUCAAUAUUAACAAUGGAUAACAAUAUGCCUGAAUCAGCAUUUUCGACGUCUUCACGUAACGUGAAAUACAUAGUUUCACUGGCCGUUUAUUACAGUAAUUUCGUUUUGGGAGUUUGCAUAACAUUUCUUAGUCCACUGGUUCUGGAACUUACGAACAUCUUUGAUUCAACAGUGGAUCAAGUGUCCGAGGUUUUUACAAUUAUUUUGUUUUGCUAUCUCGCAAGUGCAUUGGUCUGUACACUAAUAUUCAAAUGUGUUAACCGGCAGUUAGUUGUCCUGCUGCUGCUUUCACUGAUUACUUCAUCAUUCUUUUUGAUACCAUCAGCCACCAAUUUGACCGAAUUUUUUGUGUAUAGCAGUUUAAUAGGUCUGGGUGGCGGUGGUUAUGAUACCGCCCAAGUGGCCUGGAUUAUUGAUAUAUGGAGAGAUGAAUCGCCACCGUGGAUCUUGACUCAACAUUUUGCCUACUCACUGGGAACGUUAGCACCGCCCAUAAUUCUGGCCAACUUCUUAACGAACGGCAAUUCAACUGACAAAUUAGAACCUACGACCGCACGUGAUAUUCGCACUCCGUUUUACAUCGCUGGAUCUUUGGCCAUAACUGCGGUGGUCAUAAACGCAAUCAUUUAUCUUACAUUCAGAAAGAGAACACCAGUGGUGGUCGUUACGAGCAACAUUCAAGAACCAAUAAUUGUUGACACAUCUUGGGAACGUGAAAGCAUUGACAGCAGAUCGAGUUCGUCUGGCGUAUCCGUAACAACGGCCCUAAUAUCUCGGAAUCGUGACUCGUCAAAACGGCGGAUUUACAUUAUCGGACUAUGUUGUGGUGUGAUUGGAUUCUAUUCGGCACUAGAACUAUGUACGCAACAGUUUUUACCCACCUACACUCAUUUCUCUCCCAUGAAACUAUCACCGACUGAAGCAGCAAAAGUGUUAUUCGGUCUUCAGCUCGGAUUCACUAUUGGUCGGCUAUUCGGAAUUUUGCUCAUUCUGAAAAUCCAGCCUCAUUUCAUAUUCGCUGCCAAUUUGAUUUUACUAGCCAUUUCCAAUACAAUUUUAUACAUUUGGGGUGGAUCGUCAAUGACAAUGUUAUGGGUGGGAAGUGUUAUGAUCGGCGUCGGAAUGUCCACAGUAUAUCCAUCACUGUAUGCUUACAUUGAAAAGUAUUUAUUCAUAACAGAGUCUGUAUCAGGAGUCAUAACAGUAGCUGGAAGUUGUAUGUCAGCUAUAUAUCCACUAAUUGUAGGGAAUUCUAUUGAAACAAAUCCGGAAAUUUUGAUGUAUGUUAAUUAUGCGAGUAUUUGUGUCUCGUCUGUUGCAUUUUCGUUACUAUUUUCUAUGACUUAUGUACGAACGAGGAUGGGAUAUACAAGAAUAUAGAGAAUAAAUUUCACGAAAAUGAAUCCGUCUCUAUCUACACCUAAUGCAAUUAAUGUGAUAUUAUCAAAUUUUCAAGAGAAUAAAAUUAUUUUUAUGGUGCUGC